UCUUAAUCGGUGCAAGCUGCCGUACUUAAUCAGGCCAAUGUUCAUUAUCCGGGCAGAACAUGUUUACUUCUUCCUGUCCCUCCUAUACUAGUUACUAGUCUUUUCCUCCGACGCGGUUUCAUAAUGGUAGCCGGAUGGGGUUGAUUGGUGUAUUUUAUGUUGAUGUUUUGCUUUGUGUUCGGUAUUUUUCCUGUUUUCUUUAUGUUCGACAUGUCUCCAGUGCAAGUGCGACAUGAUAAAAAAAAAUACGACCUACCAAUCGACUCUUGUAACUAAUGUUUUCCUUACCAAUAUCCCUGCUGUGCUAACUUCUUCUCUAAUCCAAUUCAUUUUCUAAUUGCACAGCUAUUUUGUCAACGUUUCUUUUCCUUUUUAUGUGAUAUUUACACACCACACAUACGUUUUGCAUGUUUUUUUUGUUUUGUCAGGUUUUGUUUUUUUGUUUGUGUGUUAAAGGUGGACAAAGGUAAGAAGGUGGCUAGCAGCAUCUUGUCAUAGCCGUAGGCUAAUAAUGUUGGCCUCCUCACAGUGGUAGCUUAAUUUUGUAAAAUAAUAUUUAUUUGACUUCUACAUUAUUACUCUCAUCGCACUAUACCGUGACGUUUUACAGGUAUUCCAACUUUCGGGAUUAUAUACUCACUACCCCUCCCCUCAGGCUACAGAGACCAAAAAAGACUGAUGUAAUAGGUCAAUGGAUUAAGCAUUAGUAAAUAUUUGCCAUUUUUGAGGCGUCUGUCUGGAUUUCAAUAGUUGAUGCCCACCCAAAUUUGCACAAAUAAGUUGUCUUUUUUCUGCAUACUUCUUUCUGUCACUUUUAUAGACGACAUGUACCUUUUUAUUGCUUAAAAAAUUGACAUGUCAUUAGGAGAACUUAGUAAAUUAAGUUAACAAGAAGGAUGUGUGGAAGAAAACUCACAUGGCAAUUUUUUUCUUAAAAAAAGUUCUCCAAGUUGUGUAAUCUCGUAAAUAAUAUAGCCUUAAAGGGAAUAUAUAUAGCAUAUUUUAUAAAUAUUUGCAUAUAAAAACUUCAUAUAGCACGAAACAAUAAUUCAGCAUUAAUAUAUAUAUAUCUUAAAAAGUAAUUCCUACGCACAAUAUUGUUCUUUAAAGUUUAACCUUCGCCACGAGAGCGGCCUUCUUCGACCGCCAUGAUAGUUUCUGAUGAAAACACGAUCAAGUGCGAUUAGCAUAAUCGAUUUACUGUGACGUAAGCAAUUUUAUAGAAAAUACAGAAGCCUUCUUUUCACACACCACAUGCGAAGUUUGUUCGUUUUGCUCUUAAACCUAUUAAUAAUUUAUAAUAGAAGUUUAGAUUUAUUUUAUACAAUUUAACCCCCGUCGCUAUAUUUUUAAAAACAUUUAUGCUCAAGAUUUUUUUUUUCUGUAUUUCUUAAAAUGGCGUAGUGUGCUGCUGUAGGUUGUACUAAUCAUACGGAUAAUAAUCCUGAGAAAGUUCAUUUUUUUAAAUUGCCGUCAAAUGAAGAUAUGCGCAAAAAGUGGAUACAUGCUUCGCAGAGAAAAAAUUUACCUAAAAAGGUCUUUGUUUGUUUAAAACAUUUUGAAGAAAAAUGCUUUGAUCCAUGUUGGGACAUGCAACACCAGAUAUUCCAGCGAAAAAUCCCGAGAAUGCUGUUAAAAAAUGCCUUCCAAACAAUAUUUUGUUUUCAAGAGCAACCAAAGGAAAGAAAGGCCUCAGUUCGAAGGGUCCAAUGCAGAGAAAGAGAAGAGACCAAGCCGACUGGGACAAAGAUGACAAUGUUGAUGACAAUGAAAAUGUUGAUGAUGAUGAAACUGAUGAUAAUAAUUACGAGUUUGAUGAUGAUUGUGAUGACGAUAACAUUGUCCCCAAACUUAAUAGUACCACCAUUGAAAAAAUGGGAGACCUGACUCCAGAAUUCUUCGCCAACAUGCUGGGAUGCUGGGAUUCAAUAACAAACAGCAACAACAGUUGUAUAGAGAACGUAGACGAAGAUGAUGAGGCAAAUGAAGAAGAAUUGCACAAUGUAUCAUUCAACGAUUUGUGGUUGGAAAAGUCAGAAGAGCGCUGUGAGAAGACUGAUUCUACGUACGAACCAGAUGUUGAAGAAGAUUACGAGAAGAUUAAUCUAGUAAUUCCCGUGCAAGAGAAAGAGCAAACUUUCUUGGUGUUUCAACAUUGUCCUUGUUCGCGAGGUCGAAAACUCAUAAUGGAAAAGGUUCCAUCUGCUGGGAGAAUGGGCCUUUGCGACAGUAAAUCAUUUAUACUGGUCUGUUUUAACGUGUAAUGGUGAUCCAAAUGACUUACAAGAGCAUUUUUGUUCCAUCAUAUAUGCAUCAUGUUGUAAACCACCAUUCCAAUUUCGUUGGAAAUAAAAUGUGAACAUGGCAAACUCAAUGACACUGACAUUCGACGCAAGAAGUGGUUAAAGAAAGAAACGCAAGUUUAUGAGAAGUUCAAAUCUAUUGUUCUUCAAAGACAAGUUGUCGCUGAUCUUUCCCACAUGACCCGAUUGGUCUAUAUCACAUUGUUGGAAGUAUUUCAUAGUGUCAAAAUCGGCUAUCUCCCCAAAUCCAUUUUUUUUCAAUAUGGAAAGAUGAUUGCGGGUACUCAGUUAGCUAUUUUGGAUCAUAACUUAAAUGUGGAUAGAGAACAGGAGACAUCUAAAAAAGCUGAAAAAGAGGGUAAUGUGAAACCAAUUUUUCGCAUUGCCUAUAGCAAACCAACAAAACGUUUUGUCGCCAAAAAGAAGAAAGUCGCAAAAGAUUAUAAUUAUCUUGUUGACAUACUCAGUAAUAUAAUCACACAAGUGGAAGAAAAUAGAAAGAUAACCACGGAAAAGCGCAGCAAACGUAGGCUCAGUUUGACUGUAGCACCAUCAGAGAGAGAAGACCGUGAAGUUAUCAUUGAGCAAUCAACUAAGUAUAGCAGAUUAAACUGUGGUGACUUUUUAUUUUUUAGCUUAUCUAAUUAUAUAUACAUACUAUUUCAUACAUAUAUUAUUUACAUGGAUAUUUUACAUGUAUUCUAAUGAACGUUUUAGUCGCUUUCGUCUUUGUGAGCUGCAAAUUGCCACACCAUUUCAAUCUCGGGAACAUUCAUUCCUCCCUCUCCCUUACACCAGUGUAAUUACCACUUUCAGAAGGGAAGGCUGUUCUUAUCUUAGCAACGACACAAGCAGGAAUGACUCUACGCACACCUCGUCCCAACCUAGUAUGGAUGAACCAACUAAACUGUCUGUACGAUGCGUAGCGAUAUGAUCUAAAAUAGGUUAUAUAUUUCAUUUAUGGAUAAUAUAAUAUAUUACAUGUUCUUAUAUAACUCUACUUACUGGCUAGGUACGUUAUCCCUAUCACAUGGUAACGAUGUAUUCACCCUGUCAUAUAACGAUACCAAAGCAGUCCACAGAACACCCCUGUCCAUCAUCACGUUUGAAAAGCUAUUGUGCUCAGUGAUACAUCUGCAAUCUAAAAAAGGUUUGGGUACUAGAUUGUAUGUGUAAUCGUUUCACUGUUUAUUUUGUAAAUAGAAAUAAACUAAAGCAAACCA
This is a messenger RNA of Hydractinia symbiolongicarpus, 3526 nucleotides long. Its product is annotated as trigger factor-like. The record is from RefSeq and is a predicted model, not a curated record. Bases 1581 to 2264 code for a protein of 227 amino acids. The transcript has 6 exons. Lineage: Eukaryota; Metazoa; Cnidaria; Hydrozoa; Anthoathecata; Hydractiniidae.